AUGGAGUUUAAUCCAAGCUUCCAAGGCCAGCACCCAUACCUUUCAAGCUUUUUCCCUGAAAAUCCAUGCUCAAAGCAAGAGACUCAAACCAUGUUACCCUUACAAAGCUCCAUUCUCGUUGCACCAUCACCACCAUCCAACCAUAGCCCCAUGUUUCUCCCCAACACUCUCAACCAUUACUUGAAUGUGCCUAAUUACCUCCACCACCCUUCUUCAUCCAUCACCAACCCCUUCUAUGGGACAAUUGGUGAUGGGUCUCAAGGAGGUUUUGUCAACACUCACCAUCGUCACCCUGUGUCGACUUUAGCACCAAACAACAACAAAAUGGAACCUUUGCAUGGUAAUCACCAGAGAGACAAAGUUAUUUGGGACUUUUCUCAAAAAACUUUGGUUGAACCUUCUCAAGCUUCUUCCUCAAGGCUAAUUAACCCACUCUCACCAUUUCCAAUUUCUAGUGAUCAUGGAUUGGUGAUGAGUGAUCAGAAAAGAGUAAAGGAGGAGAACAAUCCAAACAUUCCUAAUGCUAACUUGAUCAAAGGACAGUGGACACCAGAUGAGGACAGGGCUCUUGUGGAAUUGGUGAAACAAUAUGGAUUAAAGAAAUGGUCCCACAUCGCAAAGUCUCUGAAUGGCAGAAUUGGGAAGCAGUGUCGAGAAAGAUGGCACAAUCAUCUCCGCCCAAACAUUAGGAAGGACUCAUGGACCCUAGAGGAAGACAUAAUGCUGAUCAGAUCCCACCAAGAAGUUGGAAACAAAUGGGCAGAGAUUGCAAGGAGAUUGCCUGGUAGGACUGAAAACACCAUCAAGAACCAUUGGAAUGCCACUAAGCGACGCCAAAGAUGCAAGAAGCCGAAGAACAAGUCUUCCACUCCUGAAGGUUCAUUGCUCCAAGCCUAUAUCAAAAGGGUCACUGAAAAUGAAGAAGCUGCAAAAAAGCUUAAGAAAUCUAUGUGCAAUAAGAAUAAGAAUGUGUUGGAUUGUAGUUGUAAUGAUUUAGCUCUAAUGUUUCCCUAUGAUCACUCUCCACAUAACGUGCUCAAUGGAAAUGGAAACAGUAGUGGCUAUGCACCGAUUCAAGUCAAUAACAAUGAUGAUGGUAGAAACCUUCUCUACGGAGCAAUGAUGCGGUGCAGUGAUGGAAAACUUGGUAGCAAAGGAUGA
Molecule: messenger RNA, 1161 nt
Organism: Abrus precatorius (Indian licorice)
Lineage: Eukaryota; Viridiplantae; Streptophyta; Magnoliopsida; Fabales; Fabaceae
Product: transcription factor MYB118-like
Exons: 3
Coding region: 1-1161 (386 amino acids)
Biological process (GO): regulation of DNA-templated transcription
Cellular component (GO): nucleus
Molecular function (GO): RNA polymerase II cis-regulatory region sequence-specific DNA binding; DNA-binding transcription factor activity, RNA polymerase II-specific
Source: RefSeq, a predicted model, not a curated record